Ilex paraguariensis (yerba mate) is the source of this 1013-nucleotide messenger RNA. NCBI's taxonomy places the organism in Eukaryota, Viridiplantae, Streptophyta, Magnoliopsida, Aquifoliales, Aquifoliaceae. The record is from the annotation of a GenBank genome assembly.
CAUCCUCCACUCAUUCCACCGGUGGCUCAUUUCUCUCUCUCUCUCUCUCACAUACACACACACAAACGAUCUCCACGAAUCAGUAAUGAAAUCUACCAACAGCAAAGUAAACCUCCUCGAUGGCCAAUCAUCAAAGUCAAUACCCAAUAAAACCCAAACGCCUCUGAUCGUCAUCUUUUUAAUCUCUUUAUUCAUCCUUCUAGCACUGGUAAUAGGUGCAUUAAGCGCAACUAUAUUCGUAAAGAAGUCGAAUCUGUUCAACCCGGCCGAGUCAAUCCGAUACAUCUGCUCUGUAACUCCGUACAGACACGCAUGCUUCAAAACCCUAUACUCCAUAGCCCAAAAAACCACCACUCCGAUCCAAUCCGACCCACACCAAAUCUUCACCCUAUUUCUGCAAUUGGCCAUUCAAGAACUCACCAGCCUCACUUCCCUCCCCAAAAACCUAAUCUCGAAGACGACCAACGAUCCGAGAACCGAGUCGGCGUUCCGCGAUUGCAUGAGUCUCGGCAACCUCGCGCUGAGUCAACUCAACAGGUCUUUGGCAUCGAUAAACGUUGACACAGGAUUGGCCGAAGAAAAGAUCAACGACGUGACGGUGUGGAUCAACGGUGCAGAGGCCAAUCAACAGAAUUGUUUAUAUGAGUUGCAGGGGGUGGAUCUAAUGGCAACCUAUGAGGUUAGCGUGAGGUUGCAGAGGUCGAUGCAGUACACGAGCAACAGCUUAGCAAUUCUCGUUAAUAAGGAGACUAUUCUUGACAAGUUUAAUCCUCUAAAACAGUUGUUUAAGUCGGGUUUAGAGUAUAUGUUUAGUGUAUUUGUUUUUGGGUCACGGUAUUUGGUUUUAAUUUUUCUAUUUUGUUUGCUGUUACGCAUUUAACUUAAUAAUGCAAGUGCACAUUUUCUUCUCUAUCUUGGCAACUUUUAUUUCAAGGGUUGUAUGCCGGUCUGUCAAUCGUAUUGGUUGUGAAGAAUUUAUAUUGAAUUUGAAUGAUUUCAUGUCAAAAAGUAUU